AUGAUCAACGGCUCAAGAGACAUGUUGUCGUCUUUUACGGAAGGUCUUGUGACGUAUGCUUGUCAAGAUUUAGAAGAAGAAUCAAGAGAAGAAUUAAUAUAUAUGGCGAAAUUAUGUGAAAUUGCUGAAUGUUAUGAUGACAUGAGAAUUUAUAUGAAAAAAAUUAUUCAACUCAAUUCAGAAUUAUCCAUUUCUGAAAGGAAUUUAUUAUCGGUGGCCUACAAACAAUCGGUGAACCCCAAACGUCAUUCAUGGACAAUGACUUCAUCGAUUUGUUCCAAAUUAUCAGAAAAGAAUGAAAUUCAACAAUUGAAAAUGGCACAACUCUAUCAACAACGCAUUGAACAUGAAAUUACGGAAAUUUGCAAUGAAUUAUUUCAUUUGUUAGAUCACUAUUUAAUACCCACUGCCAAUCGUAUCCAAGAUGGAGAAGCAAUUCUGUUCUUUUUCAAAAUGAAAGGUGAUUAUUAUCGUUAUUUGGCAUUUCAAUCCAAAUUAAGAGGAAACAAUGACGAUGGUGAACUUUUAAAGUACUACUCUCAACAAGCCUUACAAGCUUACGAAACUGCACGAACCAUGUCGACAACAAUUCCAGCAAGUGAUCCACUGAGAUUGGGAUUCGCUCUCAACUGGUCUGUGUUUUACCAUGAUAUCAUGGACAUGCCACGAGAAGCAUUCAACAUUGCAAAAGAAGCGUUUGAUGAAACAUUGAAUGAAUUAGAUACACUCUCUGAGGAGUCUUAUAAAGAUACUGCUUUCAUCAUGCAAUUAUUGAGGGAUAGCCUUACAUUAUGGGAUUAUGAUGCAGAAGAGGAAGAGGACCGGGUACAAAAGCAAGAUCACCACUAA
Naegleria fowleri is the source of this 849-nucleotide messenger RNA. RefSeq lists its product as uncharacterized. The record is from RefSeq and is a predicted model, not a curated record. Gene Ontology annotation, biological process: signal transduction. Gene Ontology annotation, cellular component: cytoplasm. NCBI's taxonomy places the organism in Eukaryota, Heterolobosea, Eutetramitea, Acrasida, Naegleriidae. Bases 1 to 849 code for a protein of 282 amino acids. The transcript has 2 exons.